CUUGCCGCCCCACCACCACCCCAAAAACCAGCCAACAGCAUAACCUUAUUAAGAGAAAAUGGUUACCAAGUAGUUCUCCAAUACCAAAGCUCUAAGCUCAAUUCGAUUAUGAUAGGAAAUAAGGGAAUUGAAAAGGGUGACUUUGAUGGAUUUGCCUUGGAUAUGAGUACUGAGGAGGAGGAGGAGGAGGAGGAGGAGGAGGACGGGGAGGAGGUAGAAGAAGAUGAAGAUGAAGGUGAUGAUGGUGAAUUAGAAGAACAGGAGAACGAUAAUUCAGUAGGUAGAAUUGAAGCUGAUGUUGCUACUGAUGGUUCUGGAGUUCGAUUUUAUCAACAAUUUGAUCAUGUUGAAUAUGAGGCUCUUGCUGCAAAAAAGCGUAAAGGACUUGGUGAUUGUGAGGGUGCAGGGUCUGGGAAGAAGGCUAGGCAAGAAGAUAUAUCUGGAGCUAGCAUGGAUGAAAUAAUGGAGGCCAUGAAUUACGGUAUCAAGAGAAAGUCACGAAAGCUUAAGAAAAGAGGUAGGAGGAAAGGAUCAAAAAAUAAGCUCAGCCCUAAAAUUACAAAGAUGCUGGGUGAUGCUACUGUUCUCUAUGCACAUGGCCGCUAUGAAGAGGCCAUAUCUGUUCUGAAUGAAGUUGUUAGGCUGGCACCGCAUGUACCAGAUUCAUACCAUACACUUGGACUUGUCCAUAUCGCACUUGGUAAUACUGAAAAAGCAAUGGGAUUUUAUACAAUUGCAGCGCGCCUUAUGCCGAAAGAUUCACCUUUGUGGAGAGUGCUUUUUGACUGGCACAAUGAACGAGGAGAUGUAGCUAGAGCCAGGUUAUGCCUUUCUAAAGCUAUAAGGGCAGAUCCUAAUGACAUUGCACUUAGAGUUCUUCAUGCAUCUCUUUAUGCUAAGCUUGGAGAUUGCCAAAGAGCUGCUGAGUCUUAUGAACAAAUAUCACGAGUUUGUCCUGAAGAUGUUGAAGUGCUGAAGAUAUCUGCAAAGUUGUAUGCUGAAUGUGGUCAGACAGAACGAAGUAUCAGCAUUUUGGAGAACUAUCUUAAGGGUCAUCCAUCUGGAGCUGAUUUUGGUGUUAUUGAUUUGCUUGCUGCUGUACUCAUGGAAACUAAUGCACAUAAUAAUGCUCUUAAACAUAUUGAGCAUGCUCACCAGGUUUACUAUUCAGGAAAGGAAAUGCCUCUACAAUUGAAAAUCAAAGCAGGAAUCUGCCAUGUUCAUCUUGGAAAUAUUGAGAAGUCAGAGAUUAUUUUCAGUGAUCUUGAAUCAGAGAGUGACCCUAAUCAUGCUGGGUUGAUUACGGAUGUAGCUGAUGCAUUUAUGAGUCUUGGGCACUUUCAUGCUGCGUUGAAAUAUUAUCUCAUGUUGGAGUCAAAUGCUGGGAUAGAAAGUGAGGGCUAUAUACAGUUGAAAAUUGCUCAGUGUUACUUAUCCUUGAAAGAUAGAGUGAAAGCAGUUACGUUCUUCUAUAAAGAAGUAAGCCAUAUCAAAUAAGCAACUGCAACAAAU
Hevea brasiliensis (rubber tree) is the source of this 1512-nucleotide messenger RNA. RefSeq lists its product as uncharacterized. Gene Ontology annotation, biological process: transcription by RNA polymerase III. The transcript is spliced from 11 exons. The record is from RefSeq and is a predicted model, not a curated record. Gene Ontology annotation, cellular component: transcription factor TFIIIC complex. Bases 109 to 1497 code for a protein of 462 amino acids. Gene Ontology annotation, molecular function: protein binding. NCBI's taxonomy places the organism in Eukaryota, Viridiplantae, Streptophyta, Magnoliopsida, Malpighiales, Euphorbiaceae.